UGGGCCCAAACAGUAAGGUCUCCGCCGACCGGUCCACAAAACCCCCACACUACACGAGCAAAGAGACUCACUUCCUCGCUUCCCCUCUCCUCUGUUCGCUCCCCCAAAUCCCUCCUAGGGUUUUACAAUCCCCUCCGGCCUCCGCCAAGGUUCGCCCGCGCGCCCGUCCUCGCCCCACCACCAUGACGGUCGCCGAGCUUCUCCGCGCCCAGCUCGAGGAGCAGAGGAUCGAGGGAGAUGAGCCUAUCCUUGAGGAGGAGGAUGACGAUGAUGAAGACGAUGACGAGGAUGAGGAUGAAAAAGAUGACGAUCGCGUUGAGGGUGGUGAUGCUGGUGGAAGUUCUAGGCAGAGUAGGAGUGAGAAGAAGAGCAGAAAAGCCAUGGAGAAGCUUGACAUGAAGGCCAUUAUUGGUGUGAGCCGUGUAACUAUCAAGAAGAGCAAGAACGUUGUGUAUGUCCUCUCCAAGCCAGACGUCUUCAAGAGCUCGCAGUCAGACACCUACGUCAUGUUCGGGGAGAUCAAGGUCGAGGACCCGAGCACUGAGCUGCAGACACAAGCGGCGGAACAGUUCAAGGCACCAGGCCUGAGCAGUGUGGUCUCAAAGGGCGAGCCGUCCGUGGCAGCAGCCCAGGACGAUGAGGAGGUCGACGACACUGAUGUUGACAAGAAGGCUUCCCUCCUGAAAAAUACUGGGAGGCUCGAACUCCUAAGGUUCCAUACGAUUUCUCGAGAUGAUGCGUUUCCGUAUGCCUUCCAUUCAUAUUUCAUAGUGGAUUGCAUCGUCUAUUGUCACAUCUCUCUCUUUCUCCCUCUCUCCCUCCAUCUCCCUAUCUCCCUCCCUCCCUCUCUCUACCCUUGACCAUGUUCAUGUUUGUUUAGGUUCUAGUACUAUACAGAUAACAAAGGUAGAGGCUACAAGAGACUACAGAGAGCAAUGCUUUCUUUAUAAGUGGCGUUCAUGCUUUGGCUGAGAAAGGUUGGUGUGCAUAUUAUCAUUCAUCCAUAAAUUUUCUGAGCCAAUCUUGCAGUGCAUGUUGUACUAAGCCUUAA
Triticum aestivum (bread wheat) is the source of this 1051-nucleotide messenger RNA. Its product is annotated as nascent polypeptide-associated complex subunit alpha-like protein 1. NCBI's taxonomy places the organism in Eukaryota, Viridiplantae, Streptophyta, Magnoliopsida, Poales, Poaceae. Bases 183 to 860 code for a protein of 225 amino acids. Gene Ontology annotation, cellular component: nascent polypeptide-associated complex. The record is from RefSeq and is a predicted model, not a curated record. The transcript has 4 exons.